This is a messenger RNA of Rhea pennata, 1239 nucleotides long. It is a transcript of the gene HDIP1, whose product is annotated as chromosome 13 C16orf87 homolog. The transcript is spliced from 6 exons. Bases 103 to 657 code for a protein of 184 amino acids. The record is from RefSeq and is a predicted model, not a curated record. NCBI's taxonomy places the organism in Eukaryota, Metazoa, Chordata, Aves, Rheiformes, Rheidae.
CUUGCUCGCUUUUUGGCAUCUUCUGGAAAACUUGGGCUGUCCAACAGGUUUGGUGGUUUUCACCCAGUUAGAAAACAUGGUUUUUACUAGAGGUUAUGCAACAUGUGCAGGCAUCUGAGGAACAACCAUUCUGUCUUAAUGAGGUCAAAAGCUAUUGCCUGGAAGAUACUUUCUAACUUGCACUUCAUCAGGCCACAGUGCCCAACUGGACUGUAUCUCCUGCAACGCAUAGCUGGAAGUACGGCCCACAUAAGGGAGGUUCCUGUUGCGUGUAAAUCGUGUCCCUGUGGCUACAUAUUUAUUAGUCGGAAACUCUUACAUGCUAAACGUGCUGAGAGGUUGCCACCCAUCACAGAAAACAAGAGUGAAGCCAAAAGGAGACGGACAGAGAGAGUUAAGCGAGAGAAGAUAAAUUCUGCAGUAAAUAAAGACUUAGAAAACCGAAAAAGAUCAAGGUCUAACAGCCAUUCAGAUCAUAGCAGACGAGGAAGAGGAAGACCUAAGAGCGCUUCAGCGAAAAAGCAUGAGGAAGAAAGAGAGAAACAAGAAAAGGAAGUUGACAUGUAUGCUAACCUUUCAGAUGAGAAGGCCUUCGUGUUUUCAGUGGCUUUGGCAGAAAUAAACAGAAAAAUUAUCAAUCAAAGACUUAUUCUGUAACUUGUAAGCACAAUCUGUUGCAUUUAUAUGCAGAACGGCUAGCAUGUUUCCAAGGUGUCGUGGACUCUCAGGAAGUUUGUUGUCUGCACCCACAACUACUAUAGUAUUUCCUCUUAAAAUUCUGCUGCUUUUCCUGGAAUUUGGAUUCUGUCUCUACAAGUCAAACUGUUCUCAAGAUUGUGUCUGAAAAUCAGAAAGCAGAUAUGUUUUACACCUUGAAGAUGAAUGCUAGAUGAAUGCACAGAGACUGCACCCAUUCCAGAGCACUUCUUUUAGAUUUGCUGCCAGAAAUGCAAUAUUUUAAAUACUUUCAGAAAUAAAUGAUUUUUCCUUUUAAAAUAUAUAUUUCAGAUUUUUCAGCUAUAUUACAGUUUACAUAUGUACAGUUCACCUUUUUAAUAAAUUGAUAUUCCAAUAUUUUAUUGAACUGGAAAUUAAGUACAUUUAUCAUAUUUAAGGUGUAUUUUUUAAAUCCUCUUAGAAAUCUGGUAUUCAUCCUAGGGAUGAGUGUAGAUGGCUGUUUUUAAUAGAUGUGAUGUAACUGUGAUUGAAAGAAAAUUAAAGCCAUUCCACUUCUGGGGA